UUUAACCGAUUCAAUGCGGUGGACUAUUUGACAAACUUUCAUGCCUGGCUACGAACAAAUGUUUCGUGGCUCCUCUGGGGCGCCCAACGCCAGGCACUUUGAUGGCUCCCCUAAGGCGCCUUCCGCCAUGUAUUGUAAUGUAUCGCUUUUUUUGUUGUUUCCACUUGCUGUAAGUUUAGUCGCCAACCAAAAUCGAACGUAAGCGGUUUUAUUGUUCGUUUAGUGUAUAAAAAAGUGAUUAUCUACGUGUAUUAAUGGAAAUGGAAGAAUUACCAAAAAAAAGAAAAUAUAUCCCAGAAUCACAACUGGAAACGCAAUGUGACACUGACUACGAGUUUGUCGAACAGGCUUAUUUAGAACAAAAUUCCCAGACUUAUGAUGACUGGGAACCUGGUCAAGAAAAUGAAGAUGAAAUAAAUUCUGCGGCGGAAGGUACAAAAAAACCUACGAAAGAUUGUGCAACGUACACAGAAAUAUCCACCAAAGAUAUUUCAACGUUUACUGAAAAUAUAAUGGUAGAAGAUAAAGAACAAUUUACGAGUACAACCGUCGUGGAUAUUCACGCCUGUAAAUAUUUUGGGAAAUUCGUAUCUAACGAGUUACUACGUUUUAGUAUUAAUGAGAGAUAUAUUAUAAUGCAAAAAAUUAUAGAAACGCUAAAAAAAUAAUUUUAUUAAUAAACCAUAAGUUUUAAAUGAAAAGAGUUUUAGAUGAAGAGAGAGAGGCGAGUUAAAUGAAAAGCAUCGGUUUUACAUAAUAUUAAGGUUUAUUUAUUAACAUUGUGCAAUAAUAUUACAUAAUUGUACUUAUUUAUAAGGUAGAUUUUUACUAUAAUCAUUAAAAAGACUGAUUUAGUAAUUACUAAUGAGAAUUGUUUGUUAUAAGUAUUUAAAAAUCUUCAAUUAAACAAAUUAUAACAUA
This is a messenger RNA of Pararge aegeria (speckled wood butterfly), 921 nucleotides long. RefSeq lists its product as uncharacterized. The record is from RefSeq and is a predicted model, not a curated record. The coding region runs from base 255 to 668 and encodes 137 amino acids. Lineage: Eukaryota; Metazoa; Arthropoda; Insecta; Lepidoptera; Nymphalidae. The transcript is spliced from 2 exons.